AUGUCCGGAGAAACUUGCUUCAACCUGAACUUCUCCAACCCAGGCGGGACUGCGCCAUUCCAGUCGCUUCUGUUGUCACCCAAACAAGAAGUAAGUUGACUGGUUUUGGAUUCGCGUCUCGUUAUGUAGUUACAGUCGUUUUCAACUCAUCUUUAUGAGUUAUAUACAUAAUGAAUAAAGAGACGUUGGAACCAUUCCAUUCCUUCUUUAUUGUCCGGUUUUGUGGAUUUUCUGAGGUCGUGAGGUGGCGGGCGGGUAGAGGUGACAAGUUGGAGCCCAGCACUUUUUGGGGCGUUUUAUUUUUGGGGCAUCUCAUCUUAUGGGGCAUCCCGAUGACUUCUGGGCGCAUCCUCAUAAUUUUUGGGAAUUUGUCUUCGGCCUCAUUACGGAUCAAGGUUAAUUAGAUUUACAUUUCCGCGGAUUCUUUCAGUGCUCCUCAGACGAUCUGGCGGCUGCCGAUUCCGACGGUUCCAAGGAGUCUACCCCCACAGUUCACAUGAAUCCCGAGCAGUCUAUGGCUCAGCCAAAUACCCUACCAAAUGGGAAGAAAACCAAAGGUAAGGUCAGUGUUGAACUUAGCAUAGUCAUUUGGAGCUUUCGUCUGAGAGGGUAACUGCUUUUUUCUCAGUACUUUUUUUUACAUUAUAACUCCAAAACAAGUUUUCUAACCAUUUCCGCUUUUAGGCCGCGUCAAGAUUGAAAUGAAAUACAUCGGCAAUAAAUUGAGAAGAUAUACAACGUUCAGUAAAAGGAAAACGGGGAUCAUGAAGAAAGCGCAUGAACUCUCUACUCUGACGGGAACUCAAGUCAUGCUGUUGGUAGCUUCAGAAACCGGGCAUGUUUAUGCGUUCGCCACCAACAAAUUAAAGCCAAUCAUUGCGAAUGAACCUGGCCGAACACUGAUUCAUAGUUGUUUGACAACUCCGGCAGGUGAGAAACAUUUUUCCAUGAGGAUAUUGUUUUGUCAUGGCCUAUCUGGCCAUUGGGAGCACAGCUCAUGUAAAGUAAACGCGUGUUUACCCAUCCAGAAAUGACGGACCAAUGAGCGCCCUCUCUCGCGUUACCGUGUUUGGAGGGUCAUGACCAUUUAGAAAACGGGCAUGCGUCCGUCUCGCCGCCUCUCUGCUCUCUCCAUUCUAUUUAAAUCUUUUUAGACCCACUUAAUGAUUACACUUCUGUCAAAACCGAGUUCACUUUCGAACCCAACAAUGGAUCUCUGGCUAACGUGACCUCGAGAAAGCGGAAAGCCCAGGAUAUCACUGAAACGGUGAGUCAUCUCACUUUCGCCAUGCUAAUUAUGGAAGAAAUUAAUGGGAGCGGGAAAUUUGGUUUAGUGGGAGAGAAAAUUGAAUGCCUUACUUUAUGGGUACCUUGCUUGAAAACAGGUCAUAUGAAUAUGUAAUUAGGCUUAUACGGUAGUUUCGGUUGUUGCGAAAGCCUUUCGAAUUGUGAGCUUAUCGUAAUCCAGAUCAUUCGGAGUUCUGAAUAUUCUGAAUUCCCAAUUAACCAUUUGAAUUUGGGCAUUAUUCUGCUUGGUUUUUUUGGUCCGGAAAUUGCAGAAGCUGCAGCCAGUAACCUUCUUUGUGUUUUUGCGUAACCUUUUGAUCUUUUUUAGAUCUUAACACUUGUCUCCUUUAAAGGCGGCAACUUCUGCCCAUCUUUUUUGCCUCUCAUUGUUACACAACGGCCAGAAGUCGGGGGCCAAGGACCCAUCUUGGGCCUUUUUCGGAGCUGAUCGCCUCUUUGAGCACUUGUCGGACUGGAUCGCGAGGUCAUAAAUGUCCUUUAUGGCCCCAAAACUUUUUCUCGUUGUAAAAGGCCGGGAUUCGAGAACAGAUGGGAUGCCCUGGAUGGGCUGUUUGAUUGAUUGGGACCCGGACCUUUCGACUUUUAGGGCCUCAUUCCGCCGUUAUGGCCAGGAAUGUGGCCAUAAGCGAGACAAACAGUUGUCCGCCGUCGAUCCCGACUCACCUUAAAAGCUGUCGGACUCUGAGAAGACAGGGGCCCGACUUUAGGGGGAGUUUAAAAUCUCCGAAACCCCUCCUUUUGUACUCACUGGCUCUGGUUGCGCGACUAUUGUUUGUCUCGGCUAAGAGCGCGACUUCAAAAUUUGGGUCCUUAUUUGACUACUUAAAUGGAAUUAAAUCAAACAAAAAGAAGAGUAAAGCAAUUGGCACUCAAAGAAAUCCAAUUUCAGCUAACAGCCUCAAUACCCACAAUGGUGUCAUCGGCCUCUUCUAUUGAGCCUUAUGCCGAUAGUGAUAAUGAUUCGAAUGGAGAUGGACAAGAAGAAGACGAAGAAAUCGACAAGAACCAGAUUUUAAAAGAAGUAAUCAGAGCUGCUUCGGAGAACCGCCAAAGGCAGCGGAAGAAUAAUAAGAAACCCGCUGACAAUCCACUGGCAAAUCUCCUGUCCAACUGUGAUUCGAGUAGUCUCAACUCAUUUCUGCCUUUGUUAUUACAAGGUGAGUAUAAUAUACUACAUGCUGGCUCCAGUUAUUGCACGCACUUGAUUUGAAUGCCUGACUUUUGAAUUGCAGGCCUCUCUUCUUCUCCCUCCUCUUCCUCUCCAGCUAAUCCUUCCACUUCUUCCACUGAUAAUAACAAUCAAGACAAACCGGCACUAGAAGCACUCAACACAACCACCCGCACCGAAUCCAAUGGCCAGAUCGUGUUCCAGAUGCCCCAGGGCGUCGUUUACACUAAUCCAGAUGGUCUUUUUUUGAGUAUUUUAUAGGCUAAUGACUACUCUUUCUAAUUUUAUAAUUUGAAAAAUUAAUUUUUAAUUAAUAUUUGAAUCAAUUUCAGCGAGCAUAGACUCCCAUUCCGCUGCUCCCAGUCCCGGUUCCUCUAGCACAGACAACGAUGCCCUCCAGCAAUUUCUCCUCAGCUCGAAUAUGCUUCAGAAUCUGUUCAGCAACUCUUUCGAAUCGAAUGGAAAGACCUAG
Messenger RNA from Bursaphelenchus xylophilus (pine wood nematode), 2948 nucleotides. Lineage: Eukaryota; Metazoa; Nematoda; Chromadorea; Rhabditida; Aphelenchoididae. The record is from the annotation of a GenBank genome assembly.